GGGCGGUUGGCGCAGCCGCUCUUACGCGUCACUUCUCGUUGCCAGGCUGGUGGUAAAGCUGGAAAGGACUCUGGAAAGACCAAGACCAAAGCGGUGUCCCGUUCUCAGCGGGCUGGAUUGCAGUUCCCUGUUGGCCGCAUCCAUAGGCAUCUGAAGUCUAGGACUACCAGCCAUGGACGUGUAGGAGCUACAGCUGCUGUGUAUAGUGCUGCAAUCCUGGAGUACUUGACAGCUGAGGUUCUGGAGCUAGCAGGAAAUGCAUCCAAAGACUUGAAGGUGAAACGUAUCACUCCCCGCCACUUGCAGCUUGCGAUUAGAGGAGAUGAGGAAUUGGAUUCUCUCAUUAAGGCAACAAUUGCUGGUGGUGGUGUAAUACCGCAUAUCCACAAGUCUCUCAUUGGAAAGAAAGGACAACAGAAAACUGUCUAACGGAUACCAGGAUUCCUUGUUAUCUCAGGACUCUUAAGUACUUAAUUGUCCAGUGUUGGUGAUUCCAGUGGACUGUAUCUGUGAAACACAAUUUUGCCUUUUUGUAACUUUGAAAACUGAAGCUCUCUUGAGCUCUCUAACAAACCAAAUUUCUGCAUUGAAGUCUUAACCGUAUUUAAGUGUUACCAUGGCUUCAAAGAAGCUAUUGUAUUUGUAGUGAGUUCUGAUUGAGCUGACUGGUUAUAGAUUGGUUUAAGUAAAGGAAAUGUUUGGUUUUGUACAGACUUUUCAUCCACUAGAGUGGAAAUAUUCAAUAAAUGUUAUGUCAAGACUGA
Molecule: messenger RNA, 764 nt
Organism: Nestor notabilis (Kea)
Lineage: Eukaryota; Metazoa; Chordata; Aves; Psittaciformes; Psittacidae
Product: histone H2A.Z
Exons: 4
Cellular component (GO): nucleosome
Molecular function (GO): protein heterodimerization activity; DNA binding; structural constituent of chromatin
Source: RefSeq, a predicted model, not a curated record